Molecule: messenger RNA, 1026 nt
Organism: Ilex paraguariensis (yerba mate)
Lineage: Eukaryota; Viridiplantae; Streptophyta; Magnoliopsida; Aquifoliales; Aquifoliaceae
Source: the annotation of a GenBank genome assembly
ACACAUGUAAAAUCUCUACAAUCCCAUGCCAUGGCACACCUUAUGUUACUUGUCUUUUACAUUUUGAUCAGUAUUAUCUCCCUUCCAUUCCCUGGGGAUGCCAUUUCUAAUUGCAAUGGUCCAUGUAACACCCUAAAUGAUUGCGCCGGUCAGCUAAUCUGCAUUAACGGAAAGUGCAACGAUGACCCUGACGUCGGAACCCAUAUAUGUAGUAGCGGAGGAACCCCUUCCCCUUCUAACAAUUGUAUGCCCUACGGCACUCUUAUGUGCCAGGGCAAACGCUACCCUACUUAUUCUUGCUCCCCUCCGAUCUCCGCAUCCACACCGGCCAAACUUACCCUAAAUGAUUUCAGUCAAGGAGGGGAUGGUGGGGGUCCAUCGGAAUGCGACGAUCAAUUCCAUAGCAACACGGAACGCAUUGUUGCGUUGUCCACCGGAUGGUUUGCUAGAAAAUCACGGUGUCUUAAGAUGAUACGUAUUCAGGCUAGUAAUGGGAGAAGCGUGAUAGCAAAGGUGGUGGACGAGUGUGACUCGACUCGUGGUUGUGAUGAGGAGCAUGCAGGUCAGCCACCAUGCCCUAACAACAUUGUUGAUGGAUCAGAUGCUGUGUGGAAAGCUUUAGGCCUGAAUCAGGACUUGGGUGUAGUGGACGUUACUUGGUCCAUGGCCUAGGUGUGUGGUCCUGUUAAUGAAAUGUAUGGUUGUCCUAUGCUCUUUUUUUUUACAUAUGCUUUGUGAAAUAAGGACUCGAAUGUAUGACUGUCCUAUCGCUCUAUUAUCUUGUAAGGUAUACUAUAGUUGAUUAGUGUGUUUUGAAAUCUAUGUACCAUCAAGGUGUGAUAAAUGCAUUACCUACGUAUAAUAAAAUGGACGGAAGACUGUUAGAUCCAAGUGCCUAUUUUGAUGUAUGGUUUAUGGUGCGCUUUUGUGUGCAUGAAAUCAAACGAGACCGGCUUAAUUCGAGACCUAUGUGGGUUUGUGAGGAUUUAUUAUGUACAACAUGUCAAUACUAGGGCUAAUUUGUAA